AAGGGGGAAAAAGCGGCGUGUUUUUCUAAGUUUCUACCAAGAACUGCUUUUUCUGUUCGAUAUGUCUGGACGCGGAAAGCAGGGAGGCAAAGCCCGCGCCAAGGCCAAGUCUCGUUCUUCUCGGGCAGGUCUGCAGUUUCCGGUGGGUCGGGUGCACCGUUUGCUCCGUAAAGGCAACUACUCGGAGCGAGUCGGCGCGGGAGCGCCAGUCUACCUAGCAGCGGUGCUGGAGUACUUGACUGCUGAGAUUCUGGAAUUGGCCGGCAACGCGGCCCGUGACAACAAGAAGACGCGUAUCAUUCCCCGCCACCUACAGCUGGCCAUCCGCAACGACGAAGAGCUGAACAAGUUACUGGGCAAGGUCACCAUUGCGCAGGGUGGCGUUCUGCCCAACAUUCAGGCUGUGCUGUUGCCCAAGAAGACCGAGAGUCACCACAAAACCAAGGGCAAGUAAAGGGGUUUCAUGAAGGUUAGCCCCAGAAACCAAAGGCUCUUUUCAGAGCCACCCAUUUUUUUCAAAGAAAAAGCCGUUACACGCCCCGGUCCCCAACUUAAAAAAGCUGUCCCGACAGUAGGGGGUUAGGAUCAAGCACAAGUAUUGGGUUUCCAAGUGCAGCCCAGUCUGUUAGCCCUAGUCUUUGGCAAUACGAGGAUUUCUGGAAGGCAACCCAACUCACUUGUCCCGGGGUUGCCAGUAAGUGUCAAGCGAAGGGUAUAUAUAUGCAUGCGCGAAAAGCAUUCUUGUGUGCCAGAGGACGUCCCCAGCGUCCCGGGACAUUCUUGCGAGUCAACACACCCAACAUUUCAUGCAAGAAGCGGAAAUAUUUGCUUUUGGAAGGGGGCGGGGGUUCGAGCCAACAUCGGGGAACGUACUAGCAGUAUAGGCUUGCAGAAGUGCGGAGAGCUGUUAAUGGGCUCCCGAAUGUGCAGGCAGCUCAGAUCUCGGUCGUUAAGUGUUAGCCGAGGCUGAAGAGCGAAUCUCUUCAUAGCCAAGCUGGC
Messenger RNA from Monodelphis domestica (gray short-tailed opossum), 999 nucleotides. RefSeq names its product histone H2A type 1. The record is from RefSeq and is a predicted model, not a curated record. NCBI's taxonomy places the organism in Eukaryota, Metazoa, Chordata, Mammalia, Didelphimorphia, Didelphidae. Gene Ontology annotation, cellular component: nucleosome. Gene Ontology annotation, molecular function: structural constituent of chromatin; protein heterodimerization activity; DNA binding.